GAACACUGCGAUAUCUCAUGGAAUGUCCCCAUACUUGCCGAUCUGGGGUUCAGCCAAAUACAAUUAUAGAAUCAGGCAUCAGUACCGUAAUGCCGAUCAACUGAUUCCUAUCAACGUUUAGGAUUGAACCAUAGAGCUCGCCGUGAACCUUCAAAAGCCCCAAUCACGCAUCUAUCAGGAAAUCAUUUCUUCCCUCCUUCCCUCUGUUUUGCUAUGACUUACGUUGUGAACACUGUUCUUGCUGAUCGCGCGAAUUCUAUCAGCCCUGAACACAAACAGCAUGAUGAGGAGCGGCUGGAGGACUCGGUUCUGGACCUCAAAAAUGUCCCAGUGCUGACACCGGAACAGGAGAAGAAACUGUGGAGAAAGAUUGACUUGCGGUUGAUGCCUAUCCUUAGUUUGAUGUACCUUCUGGCUUUCCUUGACAGAGGUAACAUCGGCAACGCGAAGUUGGAGGGUCUCGAGACUCAGCUGGACCUCACAGGAAACAAAUUCAACGUUGUUUUGAUAAUGUUUAUCAUACCAUACUGCCUGUUUGAACCUCCCACUAACCUGGUUCUUAAAGCAUUCCGCCCAUCCAGAUGGCUUCCAGGAAUCAAUUUGGCAUGGGGGAUAAUUAUGACACUCAUGGCUUUCGUGAAGACAUACCCUCAGCUAGUUGGAGUGCGAGUCUGUCUUGGCGUUGCUGAGGCAGGUUUGUUCCCUGGUGUUGUUUAUUACCUUACUUUGUGGUAUCCGAGACACAUGUUACAAUAUCGAAUUGGAUUGUUUUUCGGUGCUGCAACAGUUGCAGGCGCUUUCUCCGGCUUACUAGCCUUUGGGAUCAGUUACAUGGGUGGCAUGGAGGGACUCGAAGCAUGGUCUUGGAUCUUCUUGCUUGAAGGCCUUGCAACGAUAGUUGUAGCCAUCGUUGCUUUCUUUGUACUGGUAGACUUUCCUCACACAGCUAAGUUCUUGACCCCGGAAGAGCGUGAUUUUGUUGUUUGGAGGAAAAAAUACGAUAAUUCGUCAGUCGGCGAGGAAGAGAGGUUCGCGGCCAGGUACAUCUGGGCUGCGUUCAAAGACUGGCAGGUCUGGGUUCAUAUCCUCAUUUAUAUGUCAAUCGUCGGACCUUUGUAUGGCAUCACCCUGUUUCUCCCAACGAUCAUCAAAAGCUUCGGAUAUAACACGCCAGUCAGCCAGCUGCUCACCAUACCACCAUAUGUCGCCGCAACUCUCACAUUGCUCGUUUUUGCACACUACUCUGACAAGUUGAAGAUGCGAUCCCCUUUCAUUCUUGCCGGCCUUACUAUGUGUCUGAUCGGCUUUUCGAUAAAUAUAUCCACCGCACCGAGUGGUGUCAAGUACUUUGGAACUUUCUUCAUUGUCAUGGGAAGCUAUGCAGCGUUUCCUGGCGUGGUUUCUUGGCUCGGAAACAAUCUUUCUGGCCAGUACAAGAGAGGCGUUGGCAUGGCCCUCCAUAUUGGCAUUGGAAACUUCAGUGGUGCCAUUUCAUCCGUGGUCUAUAGAUCGCAAGACUCACCUCGAUUUAUUCUUGGGCAUGGAUUAGAGCUGAUGUUCGUCGGGAUUGGAUUGACCUUGUUACCAACUGUCGUGUUCAUUUACAAGAGGAUCAACGCGCAACGCGACACCGCCGAACGUCUCGCAACAGAGCGGGGAGAGAAAGUGAAAUACUCGGUCCAGGAAUUACGGGAGUUGGGAGAUCGUGCGCCUGACUUCAGAUACACGUUAUAAAAGGUAACAAAACUAUGUCUCAUUUUUUGCCACGACCUAGUACGAGGAUACGACUCUGCAAAAAGGAAUCACCUUUAUUGUCUUCUUUGAAUCGAAUAUGUACAUCUGGUGGAUUAUUUCGCUGUAACUUGUCACUUGGACUGCAAAUAAAGACAUGACAUAGCUUCCACAAAGUGCCUUCCUGCCACAACGUCAGUCUCUCUGUCAAAUAACUUGGUGACUUCGCUCACCUCUCCAACACCCUUGUCUGCGCGCCAUUCACAUAAAG
Messenger RNA from Suillus clintonianus, 2002 nucleotides. Its product is annotated as MFS general substrate transporter. Gene Ontology annotation, biological process: transmembrane transport. The transcript is spliced from 22 exons. The record is from RefSeq and is a predicted model, not a curated record. Gene Ontology annotation, cellular component: membrane. Gene Ontology annotation, molecular function: transmembrane transporter activity. Bases 214 to 1734 code for a protein of 506 amino acids. NCBI's taxonomy places the organism in Eukaryota, Fungi, Basidiomycota, Agaricomycetes, Boletales, Suillaceae.